AUGGGUAAUACGCUGGGCACGAAAAAAACAUUGAAGGAGCAGUUGCGCGAGAACAAGCGUGAGAUAAAUCGCGCCGUGCGGCAGCUGGAUCGCGAGCGGUCCAAUUUGCAGUUACAGGAGAAGAAGUUGAUCAUCGAGAUUAAGAAAAUGGCCAAGCAGGGCCAAAUUGCAAGUGUCAAAAUAAUGGCAAAGGACCUGGUGCGCACGCGGCAACACAUAACCAAAUUUUAUACUAUGCGCUCCCAACUGCAAGCGGUAUCACUUCGCCUGGAGACCGCUAAAUCAGCUGAAGCAAUGACCUCAGCGCUACAAGGCACGACGACAGCAAUGAAGGCUAUGGCUUCAACUAUGAACUUGCCCCGACUCAACCAGAUUAUGAUGGAGUACACAAAAGAAAGCGAGAAGAUGGAAAUGACACAGGAAAUGAUAGGUGACACCAUUGAUGACAUUAUGGACGCCGAACAGGACGAAGAGGAGGAAGAUAAAAUUGUCGGACAGGUUUUGGACGAAAUAGGUAUCGACAUGACUGGAGCUGUGCCUGAGGCUCCGACUCCCCAUGCUGCACCUGCUGAAGUAACACCACAAGUGUUGAAGGCCACAGCGCAAACUCCAGCUGCCCCUGUGGCAGCUGGAGGUGGCGAAUCGACAGACACAGCCAUCAGCGACCUCGAAGCGCGGCUCAACAAUUUACGGCGGUCGUGA
Plasmopara halstedii is the source of this 702-nucleotide messenger RNA. RefSeq names its product snf7 family protein. NCBI's taxonomy places the organism in Eukaryota, Oomycota, Peronosporomycetes, Peronosporales, Peronosporaceae. The record is from RefSeq and is a predicted model, not a curated record. Gene Ontology annotation, cellular component: multivesicular body; ESCRT III complex. The transcript has a single exon. The coding region runs from base 1 to 702 and encodes 233 amino acids. Gene Ontology annotation, biological process: protein transport; endosome transport via multivesicular body sorting pathway; late endosome to vacuole transport.